CCCGGGCUGGACAGACGCGACAGGCGGGAGCGGAGGCCCGUGGCGCGCGCAGGGCGCUGCCCACAUCCGCCCUCCCAGGGGCUGCGCUGUGUCCAGGACCCAGAGGACCGAGGCUCCUGAACGAGGAGGAACCGCCCAACAUGGCAUCGGAGAGUGGGAAGCUGUGGGGUGGCCGAUUUGUGGGUGCAGUGGACCCCAUCAUGGAGAAGUUCAACUCGUCCAUCACCUACGACCGGCUCCUAUGGGAAGUAGACGUGCAGGGCAGCAAGGCCUACAGCAGGGGCCUGGAGAAGGCAGGACUGCUCACCAAGGCGGAGAUGGACCAGAUAUUUCGUGGCCUGGAUAAGGUAGCUGAGGAGUGGGCCCAGGGCACCUUCAAACUGAACCCCAACGAUGAGGACAUCCACACGGCCAAUGAGCGGCGCCUGAAGGAGCUUAUCGGGGAACCCGCAGGGAAGCUGCACACUGGACGCAGUCGGAAUGACCAGGUGGUCACAGACCUCAGGCUGUGGAUGCGGAAGACCUGCUCAAAACUCUCCGCCCUCCUCUGGGAGCUCAUCAGAACCAUGGUGGAUCGGGCAGAGGCAGAACGUGACGUCCUCUUCCCAGGGUACACACACCUGCAGAGGGCCCAGCCCAUUCGCUGGAGCCACUGGAUCUUGAGCCACACAGUGGCACUGACCCGAGACUCUGAGAGGCUGCUAGAGGUGCAGAAACGGAUCAACGUCCUCCCUCUGGGGAGCGGAGCCAUUGCCGGCAAUCCUCUGGGUGUGGACCGAGAGCUGCUCCGAGCAGAACUGGAUUUUGGGGCCAUCACCCUCAACAGCAUGGAUGCUACCAGUGAGCGAGACUUUGUGGCCGAGUUCCUGUUCUGGGCUUCCCUGUGCAUGACCCACCUCAGCAGGAUGGCUGAGGACCUCAUCCUUUAUGGCACCAAGGAAUUCAGCUUUGUGCAGCUCUCCGAUGCCUACAGCACCGGAAGCAGCCUGAUGCCCCAGAAGAAAAACCCCGACAGCCUGGAGCUGAUCCGCAGCAAGGCGGGGCGAGUGUUUGGGCGGUGUGCUGGGCUCCUGAUGACCCUCAAGGGACUUCCAAGCACCUACAACAAGGACUUACAGGAGGACAAGGAAGCCGUGUUUGAAGUGUCAGACACCGUGAGUGCUGUCCUGCAGGUGGCCACUGGAGUCAUCUCUACACUGCAGAUUCACCGUGAGAACAUGGCGCAGGCUCUUAGUCCUGACAUGCUGGCUACUGAUCUCGCCUACUACCUGGUCCGCAAAGGGAUGCCAUUCCGCCAGGCGCACGAGACUUCCGGGAAAGCCGUGUUCUUGGCGGAGACCAAAGGGGUCGCCCUCAACCAGCUGUCGCUGCAGGAGCUGCAGAGCAUCAGCCCCCUGUUCUCAGGCGACGUGAGCCGCGUGUGGGACUACCAGCACAGCGUGGAGCAGUACAGCGCGCUGGGAGGCACGGCGCGCUCCAGCGUCGACUGGCAGAUCGGCCAGCUGCGGGCCCUGCUGCGGGCACAGCAAGGCCUACAGGCCCCGCAGGCUGCUCCCUAAUAAAGAGGGCUCGACUGGA
This is a messenger RNA of Lepus europaeus (European hare), 1578 nucleotides long. RefSeq names its product argininosuccinate lyase (gene ASL). Gene Ontology annotation, molecular function: argininosuccinate lyase activity. The coding region runs from base 141 to 1559 and encodes 472 amino acids. The transcript is spliced from 17 exons. Lineage: Eukaryota; Metazoa; Chordata; Mammalia; Lagomorpha; Leporidae. The record is from RefSeq and is a predicted model, not a curated record. Gene Ontology annotation, cellular component: cytosol.